Messenger RNA from Eleginops maclovinus (Patagonian blennie), 2957 nucleotides. It is a transcript of the gene gyg1a, whose product is annotated as glycogenin 1a. Bases 15 to 1151 code for a protein of 378 amino acids. Gene Ontology annotation, biological process: glycogen biosynthetic process. The transcript is spliced from 7 exons. NCBI's taxonomy places the organism in Eukaryota, Metazoa, Chordata, Actinopteri, Perciformes, Eleginopidae. Gene Ontology annotation, molecular function: glycosyltransferase activity. The record is from RefSeq and is a predicted model, not a curated record. Gene Ontology annotation, cellular component: cytoplasm.
CUGUCACUGGUCACAUGACCCGGAAAAUGUGGGGUAUAAUUCCUGUGUUGGACUGCUCCCAGUUGCUAAGCCUCUGCCCUUCUCAGUGCAAACCCUCCAUCGCGACCCCCAAGGCGGACUCUCCUCAUCCCACCAUGUCAGACCAAGCUUUUGUGACGCUGGCCACAACAGAUCUCUACGCCAAGGGAGCGAUGGUUCUCGGCCAGUCGUUACGAAACCACAACACAACCAAGAAGCUGGUCGCCCUCAUAGGGCCACAUGUUGCAGAACCUUGCAGAGAAGCACUAGAAACCAUUUUUGAUGAGGUGCGCGUGGUGGACGUUAUGGACUCGGGCGAUGUGGCUCAUCUAUCCCUGAUGAAGCGUCCGGACCUGGGAGUAACGUUCACCAAACUGCACUGCUGGACCCUCACACACUACAGCAAGUGUGUGUUCAUGGACGCAGACACAAUGGUGCUGUCGAAUAUAGAUGAACUCUUUGAGAGAGAGGAAUUAUCAGCAGCGCCGGAUCCCGGUUGGCCAGAUUGUUUCAACUCCGGUGUGUUUGUCUUCACACCGUCCAAUGAGACGCACGAGAAGCUGAUCACGUUCUGCAGUGAAAACGGCAGCUUCGACGGGGGAGAUCAGGGGGUCCUCAACAGUUACUUUAACACCUGGGCGACGGCAGAUAUUUCCAAACACCUUCCCUUCAUUUACAACCUCAGCAGCAUCUCCAUCUACUCCUACCUGCCAGCUUUCAAACAGUACGGCCGUAACGCCAAGGUGGUACACUUUCUGGGAAAAGUGAAGCCAUGGAGCUACUCCUAUGACAAUCAGAAGGGAGAGGUCAAAGGUCACUCCCUGCCUCCUGACCAGUGCCAUCUGCACCCAGACUACCUGCUCAUGUGGUGGCAGCUCUACGCCAAAUCUGUGCAGCCUAUACUGCAGCAGGCCUACGGGGACUCUCCGUUCUUGAGCGGCUUCGUGGAGGGGAGCGGGGGGGAGGGAGAGCCUCACCAGGAUGUGAGAGAGCACCCGGCGGCCUUCGCUCCUCCCCCCCAGAAGCUUUCAUCAACUGAGAGGAAGCAGCGCUGGGAAGCGGGCCAAAUCGACUACUUGGGUGAAGACUCCUUCACCAACAUCGAGCGAAAGCUUGACUCCUUCCUAAAGUAGUGGGCAGGGGAUGGAGCACGACGGACAGAGAGAGCACCGGUUGUGUGGGUGAAGAUGUAUGCACUGCUCAGCCAAUCACAGGGGCUUGAAGGGCAGGUGCAUGGAUGAAUGCCUCUGUGCAACAUCCAGCCUCACUCUCUGCAUCUAGUCAGUGUGUGUGUAUGCACUCCCACCAUUCGUUCUUCCCUCCAAAAUAAGUCUGAUAUUUCAGGAACCAUACUCAGUCGCUUUCUUGCAGUGAGCUAGAUGAGAAGAUAAAUACCACUCACAUUUAGAUGCUAAUUAUUAAGCUAAUGCCAGGAGCCGGCCCCAGCUGUGAGCUCAGCCCUUUGUUAGUUACUUCAUUAACUAUAUCACUCUGUAUCCAAACCUUAAGGGGGAAAAAAAACCAGUUUUGUUUCUUAAAAAUCUCAGAUAUUUGCUGUCUACACGGUAGCAAGAAACGCUUACAAGGCAUAGUGUCACUGUGGUUACUUUUAUUGCACAUUUUGCACAUACUUCAACUUCUUAUGUUUCUCUUAAUGUGUGUCAAUAUUUAUUUUAUUCUAAAAUUGUGCAAAACUUGAUUUUAUCCGUGGGAGGAAUAAAUUAGUCUAAUUCGAAUGAUUCUGAUUCUGUAUACCUUUGGAGAAAGAAAACCAUUAUCAAUCACUUCCACAUUGCAUCAUGUCAGAAAUUAAACAUUUGUUAUUGUUAUUAUUCACUAUUUCUUGGUCGAAACCAGAGCAAAAAAAACAUCCAUGUUGGGAAGAGUUUGGACAGAGCCAGGCCCCGUUUCCCAUCAAGGUAUAUUCUUCUCAUCCAACUUAAAGGAAAGCAAAGUGAACAUGCAUACUCACCAAAAGUUGCACUUUUCCUCUAAAGUGUUCUUGUGAAUCUGAUAAUGGAUUCACAGUCUGGAGUCUUCCUAACCUGUAAGGUGCAGCACCUACUGUUGAAGGGAACGUUGAUGAUCUUUUACCACAACUCCUAUCCUGCAAUAACUCUUAUUUAUCUAAACCACUUUGAGGCAGAUAUGCAGCAACUUGCUCAAAGUCACUGCUCCCCUUUUCCACAAAUCAUGACAAUCUUGCCUCAAUCCGACAGUGUUCACCUCACCAGAGUACAUCAGUAUUCUGUGCCUCUGACACUCACCAGCUCCCUGUGUCUUCAGCUUUGUAUUGUCUGGUUGUGUAUUAGAAAAAGGUCAGUUGUGUUGCAUGGCAAUUGGGUCAGUAAUGAAGUACCUCCACACACAUCCUGCAGUGAUGUUGAUCGUUCCUAUUUAUUUGUGUGGGAUUUUCCAAAAGUGCGCUCCCCAGAGAUCUCUAUGAUGCGUGCCCCUGCAUGUUACGUCGUCAGCAGACCCCUCAUCGGUAUAUCUUCGUGCCAUGGCCCAUUGUAAUCACUUCCUGCCUGUAGUGUUGCCAGCUGCCUUAUUGCCACUGUUUACAAAACCUCAAUUACUGUAACUGCUGCUAGUAGCACAACACUUUUGCAGAGACCCUCCUUUCCUGUUACUAAAACCUCCAUACUUCACUCCAGCUGUGUGUCCUCAAAGAACUCUCUAAAGCUCCAUACAUGAAUAACAUUAGUCCCCUCACUCCAUUACACUCCUACAGGAAGCUGGCAAGAAUAAGAGAAAAAUCGAAAUGUGAUUUUUUUCCCCCCAAUCUUGUCAACCUGCUAAAUCCCCAAUAUGCAUGAGUGUGGACGCGGAACAAAUGGUAGUGGAAUCAGUGAAAUCAGAUCUGUCCUGUUCCCCAUCUGGUAACUGUACAUCCCUGUUAAUGCGCUAAUAAAGAACUACUGGAAAAUCACCCUUUA